Messenger RNA from Harpegnathos saltator (Jerdon's jumping ant), 1420 nucleotides. Its product is annotated as PDZ and LIM domain protein 3. Gene Ontology annotation, biological process: actin cytoskeleton organization; muscle structure development. The record is from RefSeq and is a predicted model, not a curated record. NCBI's taxonomy places the organism in Eukaryota, Metazoa, Arthropoda, Insecta, Hymenoptera, Formicidae. Gene Ontology annotation, cellular component: stress fiber; Z disc; filamentous actin. Gene Ontology annotation, molecular function: actin binding; muscle alpha-actinin binding. The transcript is spliced from 3 exons. Bases 407 to 700 code for a protein of 97 amino acids.
GUCGUCAAAGCACACGUCCGCGACGCAACGCGGCGCGACGUGUUGUGCGCGAGGUCGAAGAGGGAAUCCCGGACGCGCUGGGAGAUCCACCGCCGGUACCACCGACUCGAGAGCGUCGCGCGCGCUCAGCUUCUUCCUCUCGUCAGGUUGUGCCGCGCGAGAGAAGCGCGAUCGCACUCCUCGCGCAUGCCUCCCCCCUGCCGAGAGAUUGGAAAUAGUAUGUAGGAGCAGCGCGCGCACGGGCGCAGCUAUAGUUGAUCGAAAUUCAAAUCGGUCGAUGAGGAGAGACGCGUGCUCGUCGCCGACGACGCUGUCUGUGUGCGCUGGCCGAUCGAUCGCGAUCGAGUCGAGAGGGCUGUGCAGUCGACGUGACUAAGCCGAGCUGUUCUCGCGCGACAACUUCACCAUGACGACCACCAGCGACGUUCAGUUAUCACGAAGUAACGGCCAGUCGUGGGGCUUUCGGCUCUCCGGUGGCGUCGACUACACUUUCCCGCUAAUCGUCGUCAGGGUGGCGAUCGGGGGUCUAGCUUAUACAGCUGGCUUGCAAGCGGGUGAUGUGAUCGUCAAGCUGAACGGGGAGCCGAUAAGCCAACUCACACAUGCGCAGGCCCACGAUAAGCUCGUCAGCGCCGGUAACGAUUUCGUUCUGUCUGUCAUACGAGAUCACGAGAUUGUGCGAAAACAACAACAACAAUAAUAAUAAUAAUAACAAUGAUAGUGCCUAUAUUGUCGAUCGCCGAUUAAUCUUCGCGACUUCAAAUGAGAGAGAGAGAGAGAGAGAGAGAGAGAGAGAGAGAGAGAGAGAGAGAGCGCCUGUGAGCGAAAGUUAUCGCGCGGUACGAAGAAGCGAGACGAAAGACGAAUUACGUUGUAACGAGAAGUUAGAAUAAAGUCAUGAAAAACGUCAACGUUGACCCUUGAGCAUGCCGCGUCAGCCGUCUGAAAAUUGAUAGACAUCACGCCUCAACCAGCCCCUUCGCUCGUGUCUGGCAGCAGCCGUGACGAUCAAGGUCUAUUGGUACAAAGUUGCGAAAUCGUGUCGCCGAUCGACCCACAUCAUCAAACGUAAUAUCUUGACUAUCGGUCAGACGCGCGGCGGGGGGAAAGAGAAGCGUCGGUCGCGUCCGCAAGUCUCAUCUUUAGAUUGAGCAAUAAGGUGGUCAAGCGAGCGCGAGAGCUUUUCCUUCUCUAUAUCUCUUUCCUUUUUUUUUCUCUUAAUCAGUCGCGUGAUUUAAUCGUGGGUAAGUAAAAGGAUAAGCUUCGGGGAAUUACGAUUUCACAUCCUCAUAUUUACAUAAUUUAUUUUCGCUUUAAUAUAUUAGAUAUUAUUCGUAGAAUAUGACUCUCGCUGUCAUCGUCAUAAACGAUGAAUACGCCACACGUACACCGUUUUGCGAUAUAAUUUAUACACAAAAAA